AUGGAAUCUCGCGACCACUUGUUUUUCUCUUGUCACUUUUGCUCUGAGGUUUGGCAAGCUACUGCAAAGAAUAUAUACAAAACUCGAUUCUCCACAAGUUGGCAUUCGGUGGUUGUUGCAGCUUGUAGCAACUGGCAAGAUCGAAAGAUUUGCUACCUAGCCCGUUCUGUUUUACAGGUGACGGUGUAUACUCUAUGGCAUGAGAGAAAUGGGAGGAAGCAUGGCGAGCCACCGAACCCUGCCUCUCGUCUUAUUCAACGAAUUGACAAGCAGAUCAGAGAUCAACUUAUUGUGAUAGGUCUCAUGGGGGAUCGGCGUUACGACGAUGGAUUACUCAUAUGGUGUAUAUGGACGAAUUCACAUUUCAUAUUGAAUAUGCUUGAGGCUUUUGAGCCUUCUCUAGACUUGAGUAAACACAUGGGCAAGGGAAAAACAGGAGUACUGUCUAUCGAGCUUCAAAGGAUGGAAGGUUAUGAUUAUUCACACAAGAAUCACUCUGCAGACACAAGAAUCAAUAAUAAGACAUGUGAAUUUGAUGGAAGCCAGUUAAAUCAUGAUCAUGUAUCAUUUUCAUCUCAUGAUUUGUUGGAUUCGUCGUUACAGACACAUGUUCCUCUCGUUGAUGUAGAUAAGGUUCGCUGGGUACUAAGGAAUAUAGUUCGAGACUGGGGAGCAGAGGGUCAGACCACACGAGAUGAAUGCCACAAGCCUAUCCUUGAAGAGCUUGAUUCCUUGUUUCCUGAUCGUCAGAAGGAGAGCACUCCUCCUGCCUGUUUAGUCCCUGGUGCUGGACUUGGACGUCUGGCCCUUGAAAUUUCUUGUCUAGGUUUCAGAAGCGUAGGAAAUGAGUUUUUAUAUUACAUGAUGAUAUGCUCAAGUUUUAUUCUCAAUUAUACAAAAGUGCCUGAUGAGUGGACAGUAUACCCCUGGAUAUACACCAACUGCAAUUCUCACUCGGAAGAUGAUCAACUACGUCCUAUUUCUAUUCCUGAGGCCGGCCCGAGCAGUGUAGGAGUAACAAAAGGUUUCUCUAUGUGUUGUGGCGAUUUUCUUGAAGUAUUCAAUGAAUCAAGUCAAGCGGGGAUGUGGGAUGCAGUUGUGACUUGUUUUUUCAUCGACACGACUCGUAAUAUCAUCGAGUACAUCGAAACGAUAUCCACAGUCGUAAAGGACGGAGGAGUUUGGAUAAAUUUAGAACCUCUGUGUUAUCACUUUGCGGACAUACUUGGCCUGGAAAAUGAAAUUUCGAUCGAGCUAAGUUUGGAGGAUGUAAAGAGAGUUGCUUCGCAUUAUGGGUUUGAGAUUGAGAAAGAAAGAACAAUUGACACAACGUACUGUGCAAAUCCCCGGUCUAUGCAAAAGAACCGCUACUAUUCUGUCUUCUGGACAAUGAGGAAGAAGUGUGCUAUUUAACAACUUAAACCAAACAUCCCUAAAA
Camelina sativa (false flax) is the source of this 1438-nucleotide messenger RNA. The record is from RefSeq and is a predicted model, not a curated record. Lineage: Eukaryota; Viridiplantae; Streptophyta; Magnoliopsida; Brassicales; Brassicaceae.